Messenger RNA from Acanthopagrus latus (yellowfin seabream), 3454 nucleotides. Its product is annotated as upstream stimulatory factor 2. Bases 428 to 1384 code for a protein of 318 amino acids. Gene Ontology annotation, molecular function: protein dimerization activity; DNA-binding transcription factor activity, RNA polymerase II-specific; RNA polymerase II cis-regulatory region sequence-specific DNA binding. Gene Ontology annotation, biological process: regulation of transcription by RNA polymerase II. The transcript has 11 exons. The record is from RefSeq and is a predicted model, not a curated record. Lineage: Eukaryota; Metazoa; Chordata; Actinopteri; Spariformes; Sparidae.
AAGAUACUUUCUGCAUCAUUCAUGCCAGCCUCAGGACACCAAGAAACUAUCACACAUUCCGCCUUAAAUUUUUAAUUUAUUGUGAGAGAGUUUGUCCCCUCACACUUUCUCUUAAGAUGACCAACAUGGCAGACAUGAAUUCGGCUGGUAAUGUUUCACGGUGUUGUGGUCACAGGCGGUACAGAAGCUCGCUUUAAAGUCGUGGUCUCCCGUGUGCAGCAAAUCCCUCAGCGGCGCAGCUGAUGGAGCGGAGUUACCUCGGAUCACCCAGCAGCGGUUUCACAGCGGCCUCCAUUUUAACUCCGACACCGAGCUGUACCUCACGUGUCCUGGGCUGUCUCUCUCACAUGACCCGAGUGUUUGUUCCCGUGAUCACCACUUCCAUCUCCGUCUGCGACACCGAAUAUCACUUUUUAUUGAAACACUGAUGGAUAUGCUUGAACAGAGUCUGGACAACGCAAGCCACGAAAAGCAAGAAGAAGAGGUUGUCCAGACAUCUGAAGACGGAACAGGAGAAGAGCAGACAGCUGUUACAAUAGCCAGUGUUCAGCAGGCUGCAGCGUUCGGUGACCAUAACAUACAGUAUCAGUUCCGCACUGAAGGUGGUCAGGUGACGUAUCGUGUUGUUCAGGUGACUGACCAGCACCUUGAUGGGAGAGAUGACGGGGGAGGAGCAGUGAGUGUCGUCUCCACAGCCGCCUUCACUGGGGCUCCUCAGGCCGUGGCUCAGGCUGUGAUCCAAAACCCUUUCAGUAAUGGAGGAAGCCCAGCAGGAGAGGCAGUGGGAGGCGAGACGCGCUUCGCUUACUUCCCCGCAACCGCGGUGAGCGACGGGACUGUGUCUGUGCAGGCCGCCACGGAUCCCACACUCACACAGGCAGGGGGUCAGUUUUAUGUGAUGAUGACCCCCCCUGAUGUCAUUCAGACUGGCACACAGCGAACCAUCGCCCCGCGCACACAGCCCUACCCUGCAGAUGAAAACGAGCUGCUGCAACAUGAAGGUUUAAACUGGAAAAUGGACGGACCGCGAACACCCAGAGAUGAAAGAAGAAGAGCGCAACAUAAUGAAGUUGAGAGGCGGCGGAGAGAUAAGAUCAACAACUGGAUUGUCACUCUUUCCAAGAUCAUCCCAGACUGCAGUAUGGACAGCACCAAGACUGGAGCAAGCAAAGGAGGCAUCCUGUCUAAAGCGUGCGACUACAUCCGAGAGCUGAGGCAAAGCAACCAGCGGCUGCAGGAGAGUCUGAAGGAAGUGGAGAGGAUACAAGUGGACAAUGAGCUGUGCAGGCAGCAGAUUGAAGAGCUGAAGAAUGAGAAUGCUUUGCUGCGAGCGCAGCUCCAGCAGCACGGCAUCGAGAUGGUUGGAGAGACGCCACCGCAGUGAAGCGGAGACAAAAUGUACAGGGAGGGGCACCACCACCCAGACAUCCAGCUGAUGGGGUGGGGAAAAAAAAAACAAGGACUUGUGAAGAAUCACUUUCAUUUUAGUGAAUGCGUCCUCCCCCUGGGUUCCCAGGGCGCAAUCCCUUCACCGGCCAAUUGUGGCUGUACUUGACUGUUCCAAUCCUAUUGAGAUAACCACCCGUUACAACUCAGCAGAAAUGUGCUUGGAGAAAAGAUGGCCACUCACCACCAUCAGAGUGCUUUUCUCGCACUACCUGUGAAAGAGAAGUUCUUUUGAACACCUCCUUUGUUUUGUAUUUAUGUAGCCUCACUCAUGGACUAUGAUAUUUGUCAUUUUGUUUUGUCCCCUGACAGUUUAUUUUCCUCCCAGAUUAUUCAUUUUGACCUAGUCGAUGCUUUUAUUCUGUUUGUGGUUUUGAGUUCUGUAUUAAUAUGUUGUUUUUAGCUGCUUUAAUUUAUUAGUCCGCUUGCUGACAGAAGCCUUGAUGGAGACCAGUUACAUUGAAGCUCAUGCACCCCAGAGAAGCAGACUGAAUUUUAAGUGUGAAAACAUCAAAGUAUGCACAGCAUUAUGAGUCUACAGACUGAAAUCUUUUGACACACAUAGCUUACCUAGACCCAAAGACAAACAAGGAGCUGUGCUGUCCUGUGCUUCUGGGCUGAUUUAUAUAAAUAUGACUUCUCAUGUUUGAAUACAGAUGUUACAGAAUGUUAAAGCAGAUUAUCUCGGGGAGUAAACAAUCAAUAACUCAUUAACUUUCCGCCGGUCCUUUUUUGUCAUGACGUGUGCAAUCUUGGAGAUUGGUUUGAAAAAAAAAAAAGAAGUGGUAUACUUGAAUUGUUGGGCAUUUGCUUAACCAGAAAAAUGACUCAAAAGUCAACAGAAUAGUGUGGAAAGAAUCAACUGCUCAGAUGCAAUUUAACCACAAACUAAAAUGUACAUGUGUGGAACAUGAAGACUAUUGACAAACCUGACGCGCUGGGUUGCGGACGAGAGAGGAGAGCGGUGCAAAUUCCAACUUUUGCCAAACUAUCUAUAGGCACUGUGUGUUUUAUUUUCAGCUCUCGUUCAUGUGUGAUUUACCGGUGACUCACUCCGUGUAAGAAUAAUCCCCACGUUUCAUUUUCUAGCUGUUUGCUCUAUUUCGGUAUUGCAACACUUCAAAUGGAGCUCGACGCACAAGGGAGGAAGGCACCCUGGAGAGCGGUACUGAAAGACUAUGCUAACUAUGGAAAAAGAGAACACCGAAAUCCUGUGUUGCACUUCUUAGUUGAGCAAGACUUGUUCUCCAUGAAAAGAAGGAAUAGUUGGAAAGUGGGGAAACUUAGAAAUGAUCCUGCAUAUUUCUCCACCCACUCAGGCGAACAAUAAGUAAACCGUAAUUGGUUGUACAAACAGCAGAAGCCAAUAUUAACAUUGUUGAUGAUUUUGUGAAUGAAUAUGCAUGAUGUAUUUUUUUUUUGUGUUUUUUUUUUUUGGUUCCCCUUUGGGCGAUGUGAGUGAACAGAGAUAUCAAGCUUCGGAGCCACUUAUUAGAGCAGGAUUGCCUCUCCCUGUGUCAACAGCUCAGGAUCCAGCAAAGCAAAACCAACACUCAGACCCCUGGCAAAAUCACAUUUUAAUAUCUCAGACUGUGCAAGUUAACAGCUUGUGCUUUGGAAGCGCUGUUCUGCUACUACUGCUAGAUUCAAACCUGAUAGUGCAAGUGUCUGAUCUAUCAAACGAGGCUCCUAGCCAAAGUUGAAUGAUAGAUGUUUUUGCAGCAGAUUUUUUAUUAUUUUUUUUUCUAACACCUCAGUGCGAGGAGAGCAGAAAAUGUGAAUGUGAAGACAUGAAUAAUGCUUUGGAAGACGGAUGUUUGCAAAUGAAAGGUCACUCGUGGCUAAUUCUUUUUUUUUUGUUGUUCUCCUCACGUUUCUUUUUCGAAAUGGCAAAAGAAAGAAAAAAAGACUCCUUUUCUCUCUGUAGCAGCCUCACUGUUCUCAGGUUAGAUUGUAAGACAUCUUUUCUAAGUAAAAUGGUGGAAAUAAAACUUUCACUAGCAAAUAA